UUCCUGAAGAAAAGAAAGCAUUCUCCUUCCCCUUGAGCAGCGCAACGCAGGUUUCUGACUUCCCCUUCUCCUCAUUCAGAAUUUCAAAUACAGCCCCCACCUUCCAAAACACAAAUCCUAGGUUACUCCCUUACCGUUGCAAGGGUCUUACUCAGUGCUGUCGUCCAUUGCGCUUAGACACCACCGUGUCUUUAUCUAGUCGUCUGUGUCUCCGCCCUUCCUCAUUUCCCAAAACACAACCCUAGCUUAUAAUAAUCUUCCCCACCGUCACAAGGAGUGAGACUCAGCGCUGGCGUCGCAUCUGCUCGAAGGUGCCGUCCCUACUGCUUGUCUACUACUCGAAGGCACCAAAUCCCUUCUUCUGCUACAAAUCCCUCUCCCUCAUAUUUUGCCACUUCUCCGCAUUGCAAACAUAAGACUGCCACUUCUUCAUACUUUGCCUGUUCGAAGACCACCGAAGGGUCGAAUUUGAUUGGAUCCAUUCAAGUGUUGCCACCGUCACUACCUCUGUUUCUUGCUUAAUCUGAAUCUUCCCAUCUCAAAUCUCAAACCCCCAAUAAUUUCAUCAAAGUCUCGAUCUUUUCCCUUUUCCACAUAAACCCCACUUCUCCAUUUCUUCUUUGCGAGCUACGAUGUCAAUGUUUCUACAUCAAAGAAGCUUGCACAAUGCCUUUUCGAACCCAUUUGCCGCUCCACCACCUUCCUCCGCCAAUUCCAAGAGACCCAUCUCCAUUCUCAACCCAGCGACACUCUUGGUCCUCCUUUGCCUCGUCAUGGUGGUGGGUGUCUUCAGCCCCUGGGUCACUAUCCCCCAUGGAAUCUUCUCAGUUUCCAAGCCUGCUGUUUCAAAGUGGAACUCAUACACAUUGGACCAAGCUCUCUCCUUUGUGGCAAAAAAUGGAACUGUCAUAGUUUGCAUUGUGAGUCAGCCUUACUUGCCGUUUCUCAACAACUGGUUGAUCAGUAUCACAAGGCAGAACCGCCAGGAUAUGGUUCUUGUCAUUGCUGAGGACUAUGCUUCACUCUAUAAGGUUAAUGAGCGUUGGCCUGGCCAUGCUGUUCUUAUUCCACCUGUGCUUGAUGCUGAAUCUGCUCAUAAGUUUGGAUCUAAGGGUUUCUUCAACUUCACGGCCAGAAGGCCUAGCCAUCUUCUGAAGAUUUUAGAGCUCGGAUAUAGUGUAAUGUAUAAUGAUGUUGAUAUGGUCUGGUUGGGGGAUCCAUUGCUUCAGUUAGAAGGGAAUCAUGAUGUGUACUUUACAGAUGAUAUGAUUCCGAUCAAACCACUAAACCAUUCUCAUGCUUUACCGCCACCAGGAAAAAAGGGCCGCCCUUACAUAUGCAGUUGCAUGAUUUUCCUUCGCCCUACGGGCGGAGCAAAGCUAGUCUUGAGAAAGUGGAUCGAGGAACUUCAGAAUCAACCAUGGUCUAGAACCCAGAAAUCAAAUGAUCAACCUGCUUUUAACUGGGCUUUGAUGAAGACAGCUAAAGAGGUGGAUUUAUACUUGUUGCCGCAGGCAGCUUUUCCUACAGGUGGGUUAUAUUUCAAGAACAAGACAUGGGUUAAGGAAACUAAAGGAAAGCAUGUGAUCAUUCACAAUAACUAUAUAGUAGGUUUUGAGAAGAAGAUAAAGCGAUUUCGCGACUAUGGCCUCUGGUUGGUGGAUGAUCAUGCUGAUGAAUCCCCUCUUGGUAGAAUAUGACCCUUAGAUGUCUCGAGUUUAUUGUCGGAUUUUGUUAGAGCAUUUCUUUUCGGAAAUUAGAACAUGGUUUCUGCCAAUUCAUUCAUCCUUCUAUCUGGUGGAGGGUUGAUGAAGACAUCCGAACUCUUGCUAUCAACAUGUGCUGCACCCAUACCAGCCGACAAACGAUUCCUUGGCAGACAAAGUUUGUGUUUCAUUUUUGUGCGGAAAAAGGUGCUUCAAAGAUGCUGGAUUGUAUUACAAGUCCAUAGAAGAGAAGGAUAGAAUGUAUUUGGUUCUUGUAGUUGGACU
Arachis ipaensis is the source of this 1991-nucleotide messenger RNA. Lineage: Eukaryota; Viridiplantae; Streptophyta; Magnoliopsida; Fabales; Fabaceae. The record is from RefSeq and is a predicted model, not a curated record.